This is a messenger RNA of Labrus mixtus (cuckoo wrasse), 3694 nucleotides long. RefSeq names its product ETS1-related protein (gene etsrp). Gene Ontology annotation, molecular function: DNA-binding transcription factor activity, RNA polymerase II-specific; sequence-specific DNA binding. Bases 111 to 1271 code for a protein of 386 amino acids. Gene Ontology annotation, cellular component: nucleus. Lineage: Eukaryota; Metazoa; Chordata; Actinopteri; Labriformes; Labridae. The record is from RefSeq and is a predicted model, not a curated record. The transcript has 11 exons. Gene Ontology annotation, biological process: cell differentiation; regulation of transcription by RNA polymerase II.
CCACUGACCACACUCGUUGUUGUUGUUGUUUUGCGGUGGAUAUAGCCUAUAUUUUAGGGUGUAAACGUAGAAAACGGCGUAAAACACAAAAGCGGAGGGAAAACACGGAGAUGUACUGGGACUCUUUCAUCAAAACAGGAGACAGAGACUUGGACAGCAAAGACUCGAAAAUAAAGAUGGAGGUUUGUCAGACGGGAUAUUACACAGAAGACUUCAGGACACAGGAGGUGCCAGCUGGCUUUGACUUUGCAUCAUAUGACUACCCUGGUGAAGACCUGUCUUUUCUGUUAGACAGCAAAGCACCUGGACAGCAGCAGUACGUCACAGAAAGCAGCUACGCGGAGCCGCCGAAAGCUUCUCACCCAUAUGACACUAAAGUGAGCACCAGUGACACGGCUCUCUUCAACCUGGACUCGUACCAGGAGUUCAACUGGUGGGCCUCGUACCCACAUGACGGGCUGACAGUAGACCAGCCUCAAACUGGAUACCAGGAGUCUCCACAGACGUACCAGGGUCUGGUGCCUCAGAAUGGACAAUUCAGCCCAUCCAUUGAGGGCAGCAACAGCCCCUUCGUAUCUGCAAAAGGAUCAAAUACAUUACAAAGUGAGACAGAUCAGAGCUACUCGUGUCACCCGGCUGAACUUUACGACUCAGACAGAGCGAGGCUGUCCUCGUCCUUCUGGCCCGAGUACUCCUCCCCCAGCUUCACUGCUCCCCUCCCACACCAGCCUACGGCCUCCUGCCCCUCGGACCUCAGUCCUCAAUCCACGGAGCAGUACUGCCCCCGUGUGGUCAAACGCAAAACCCCACACCCACAGAGGCCAGAGAGGGAGGGACAGAUGACGGGAAUGUCAGCAUAUCCAGGGUCUGGGCCGAUCCAGCUGUGGCAGUUUUUACUGGAGUUACUUCUGGACUCCGCCUGUCGGACCUUCAUCUCCUGGACGGGAGACGGCUGGGAGUUUAAGAUGUCCGACCCCUCAGAGGUGGCAAAGCGCUGGGGCCAAUGCAAGAACAAACCCAAGAUGAACUACGAGAAGUUGAGCCGUGGCCUGCGGUACUACUACCACAAAAACAUCAUUCACAAGACGGCGGGCAAGCGCUACGUGUACCGCUUUGUCUGUGACAUGCAGGGCAUGCUGGGAAAGACGGCGCAGGAGGUCCUGGCUAGUCUGAACGUUUUGCCCACAAACGCAGAGUCCUGGCAGUGCCCUGCGGUUCAGGCAGCAGCAGCAGCGUCGGAGCACAGCAGUGAAACAUGGGCGUCACAGUAGGGGACGGGGGGCCAGGACACUUUUUGUGCUGCUGGUUUAGAGACACACGUACAUUUUAGAAGAGAACCGCAGUCUACAGGUAGAACGCUGCCUCCUCCAGCAAGCUUGACCAAUGGCUGAUUUACAAAUGCUCAAAUUCAGGAAAUAAAUUACCAAUACUAAUAAAUGAAUCAUCCUGAUAGUCUUUAAAUACAACUCACAAUAUUCACAUGCAGCACUUUUUCUUUAGUGUCAUGCUAGUGGUGUGAGGCUCAAAUGUUUUCAAAUCAUAUAAACGAUGGGAAUCAUUACACUGUUGUCGGGUUGCUUUAGUCACUGAUAAGACAAUGGGUAGUAUAAUCUGGAGUGACAUGAGGACUUAUUUCUAGGUUAACAAACACAUUUGAUACCCAUUACGAACCGAAAGCUAAAUAAUAACAGCUAAUGUCAACACUUGCCCAGUUUCUAGCUAACAAUAGCAUUAGCCUGCCAACAGAGCUGUUAGCCAGCCUUGUGUGAUUAGCUAAUAAUUCAUGCCUUUUCUGUAGCUAAGUGUAACUCUAGCUAACCACAUUGUUAGACAGGAAGUGGUUGAAUACUAUUAUUGAUGAUGUUUUUUUUUUUAAAUAGCCAAUGGGUUAUGAAAUAUGUCGACUCAAACUGGACCCUAAUGUCUCUUUGAAUUGAACCUAUUAAUUGUCUUUUCAGUAGCUAAUCAAUCUGAUGCAGUGAACUGUUCAUGAUCCCAGAGAAUAUGUUUUAUAUGUAGACUUUGAACUGCAGCACAAGAGCUGGUCAAGAGCAUUUUAAGCACUAUUAACAGUUUUUUUGGAAUGUGUUUCUACGACGACACUGAUUUGUAAAUAAUGUUUAUACUGUAGCGAUGUCGAGUUUUGUGCAUAUAUUAUUAUUUUUUCAUUCAAAACUCAUUUCUACCUCUUUUGCUAUUCAGAAUAACGUGUACCGAGAGGAUUUUCAGGCACUCACUGUGAAGGUUUGAGCUGUUGUGAUCAUUGUUCUGUGUAAAUAAAGUGUAUAUAAACAUCAAUUUGUGUGAAGACUCUCUCUUCAUAUUUCUAGAUUUGGCCUUAGAUAUUAAUUUGAUCGAAUAAACAUGUUUGUAGCUUUCCUUUUUUUGGAAAUGUUUUAUUUAGUCUUUGAAACAAGUGAAAGAAGGGUCAUUUUCAAAUUGGGGCUGCACUUGUUUUUGCAGCCAGUUGAGUUGCCUUUGUAAUGAAUGCAAGGCCACGCCUGGCUCUUAUGAAACCUGCAAACUCUUCCUUCUCUGAUUGACUCCACCUACUGCAGUCUCGGAAGCUUUAGGCUUGAUAUUUUCAACGAUGACAGAAGAAAUAAACAAUCUGGUCACUUACUUUAUUAAUAAGUUAAUGUCAUUGUCUUUGUCCUCAGGAAAACACUGGAUGUGUUGACACGUGUGUUUCCAUUCAGGAAGUGAACUGUACUGCACCAUACUGGAUGAAGACGGGUCAUUUUCAAAUAGGCGCUGCUCUUGUUUUUGCAGCCUGUUGAGUGGCCUUUGCACUCAUGCAUGGAGGCCACUAACAGGAAUAGAAGCUACAGUAUGUCCACCUUUUGUAACACAGUCACUGCUAAAAAAAAAAAAAAAGGAAAUAUGAGAACUACUGAAUAAUUUUGUCCUAUCUAAUUUGCUUCCUAUAAUCACUUUAUUGCGAACUGUGAAGUGACUGAAGUCAGGUGUUGCGCUGACAUCUGCAUCGCUGCGUCAACAAACCCACCAGAGCUUUGAGUAUGUUACCUGCCAGUUUAUGAUUACGAUAUUUCCCAGCGGCAUUGAAUGCCUCCUUUGGUUUUCCCGUGUUCUUCAAUACAGUAAGGUAAAGGUAGCCUACAUAGAGCAGCUGCUUAUUUGCAAUCCAAACUGCAUUUUCAGAUUACGAUCACUGCGCGCUGGUUUGGCUGCCUGAGAGAUGCCGCGUAAAACCAUUAAGAUGGCUUUAUCGGACACGCUGGAGAAUCUGUCACAGCAGAACUUUGCAAAGUUUUGUCACCGGCUUCUGGACCGCAGAAACGAACCGCGAGUCCUGCGCAACAGGGUGGAGGGUAAAAACUAUUUAGACAUCGUGGACGUCUUGGUUUCUACGUUUACUGAGUCCGGAGGUCGCAAUGUGGCCGUGGAGAUCCUGAGACAGAUCGGCUGUAACGACGAGGCAGAGGAGCUCGUCAGAGAAACAUAAAAAUGAAAUUCCCAGUUUUAAAGAUGCAGGACACUCGGCAGGAACAACCAUGGAAAACCCUGGAUGUGUUGACACGUGUGCUCCCAUACAGGAAGUGAACAGUACUGCACCAUAUUGGAUGAUCUACUUGGAAAGAAUAUCUUGUUGCGAGAGGAUUAUGAGCUGUUGAACCCAGAAUUAAUCCGUAAUUUGUAUUGAAUCAUGAAAAUAAACUUUUGCAGAACAUCA